AUGACAAGCCACCUGUUACCUCUCCUGCUCUCUCUAAUUGCUGUUACCCUACCCCCGAGUUAUGACUGCAUGGACAUCAUCAGAGGACGCAUUGUGCAUCCUCAUUCCUGGCCUUUUAUGGCUUCUAUCCAGAUGCAGAGAUCAACUGUGUGUGGAGGAGCUCUUGUGGGAAAGGAAUGGGUUUUGACAGCAGCACAUUGUUUACAAUUAAACUCAUCAGAAGUUAGAGUUGUUCUUGGAGCCCAUCAAGCAUCCAUAGCUGAAAAAGAACAGCAGAUGUUUAAGGUUAUGCACUACUUUCCUAAUCCGUUUCACAAGUCUUCCAAGGAAAAUGAUAUAAUGCUCCUCAAACUAAAUGGUGUUGCAAAGCUGAAUAAAUAUGUGCAACUUUUGCCACUGCCUGAGUCUUUUGAAGAUAUCAAACCUGGCACAAAGUGCCAGGUGGCUGGCUGGGGACUCACAUCUGAAAAAAAGCCAUCAAAAUAUCUUCAGGAAGCAACUCUUGAAAUUGUUAGUAUAAAAAGCUGUGAGAGACAAUAUGAAAAGUACACAAGAAUAACCAGCAACAUGUUGUGUGCUGCAGGGAAGGGCGAUGCUUGCCAGGGAGAUUCAGGUGGGCCGUUAUUCUGUGUUGGUCAAUACAGUGGGAUUGUUUCUUUUGGAAAAAGAUGUGGAAGAAGAGGCAUACCUGAAGUUUAUACAAGACUGACUGAAAAAUAUAUUGACUGGAUAAAAGAAAAAAUUGCCUUUCACGAAGAUCCAUGA
Messenger RNA from Eurypyga helias (sunbittern), 765 nucleotides. RefSeq names its product granzyme K-like. Gene Ontology annotation, molecular function: serine-type endopeptidase activity. Lineage: Eukaryota; Metazoa; Chordata; Aves; Eurypygiformes; Eurypygidae. Gene Ontology annotation, biological process: proteolysis. The record is from RefSeq and is a predicted model, not a curated record.